Molecule: messenger RNA, 2003 nt
Organism: Jaculus jaculus (lesser Egyptian jerboa)
Lineage: Eukaryota; Metazoa; Chordata; Mammalia; Rodentia; Dipodidae
Gene: Sfrp2
Product: secreted frizzled related protein 2
Exons: 3
Coding region: 253-1140 (295 amino acids)
Biological process (GO): non-canonical Wnt signaling pathway; canonical Wnt signaling pathway; negative regulation of canonical Wnt signaling pathway
Molecular function (GO): Wnt-protein binding
Source: RefSeq, a predicted model, not a curated record
UCCGAGCCCCUCCGGAGCUGCGCGCCCGCCUGCAGCAUCUCGCCGCCCGCGCCCGGCUCCGCGGGCUUGCAGGUCACCCAAGUCCCGCAGAGCCAUCGGGCCCGGGACGACCUCGGGCUCCGGUGCCCUCGAGCUUCGCCCUCGGUUCGGAUCUCUCCGCCCUCCUCUCCGACCACCACCACCCCCCAACACACACACACUCUCUCUCUCUCUCUCUGUCUCUCUCUCUCUCUCGGGGGUCGCGCGUCCACCAUGCCGCAGGGCCCCGGCUCGCUGCUGCUGCUUCUGCUGGCCGCGCACUGCUGCCUGGGCUCGGCGCGCGGGCUCUUCCUCUUCGGCCAGCCCGACUUCUCCUACAAGCGCAGCAACUGCAAGCCCAUCCCCGCCAACCUGCAUCUGUGCCACGGCAUCGAGUACCAGAACAUGCGGCUGCCCAACCUGCUGGGCCACGAGACCAUGAAGGAAGUGCUGGAGCAGGCGGGUGCCUGGAUCCCUCUGGUCAUGAAGCAGUGUCACCCGGACACCAAGAAGUUCCUGUGCUCGCUCUUCGCCCCCGUCUGUCUCGACGACCUCGACGAGACCAUCCAGCCGUGCCACUCGCUCUGCGUGCAGGUGAAGGACCGCUGCGCCCCGGUCAUGUCCGCCUUCGGCUUCCCCUGGCCAGACAUGCUGGAAUGCGACCGAUUCCCUCAGGACAACGACCUCUGCAUCCCCCUCGCGAGCAGCGACCACCUCCUGCCGGCCACCGAGGAAGCUCCCAAGGUGUGUGAAGCCUGCAAAACUAAAAAUGAAGAUGACAACGACAUAAUGGAAACUCUCUGUAAAAAUGAUUUUGCACUGAAGAUCAAAGUGAAGGAGAUCACGUACAUCAACAGAGACACCAAGAUCAUCCUGGAGACCAAGAGCAAGACCAUUUACAAGCUGAACGGGGUGUCCGAAAGGGACCUGAAGAAGUCAGUCCUGUGGCUGAAAGACAGCCUGCAGUGCACCUGUGAAGAGAUGAAUGACAUCAAUGCCCCCUACCUGGUCAUGGGACAGAAGCAGGGCGGGGAGCUGGUGAUCACGUCGGUGAAGCGGUGGCAGAAGGGCCAGAGGGAGUUCAAGCGCAUCUCCCGCAGCAUCCGCAAGCUGCAGUGCUAACCGGCCGGCCCGGGCCAGAGCGCCGCUGACCACUUCCGCCCCCCGCCUCAGCUCCGGACACCCCGGCCCGACCAGACAGCAGUGUCACUAUGCCCUCGUCACACAGGCACCCCCUCUCCUUUGCAUGUUUGCAUCCUCAACAUACCCUGAAUUAUACGGCCCCCGGGAGGCCUCAGGAAUGGGCUAGCUGUUUAUACGUAUAGAAAAAGAAAAAAGAAAAAAGAAAAAAAAAAAAGAAAUCCCACCCAAAUCUUGUAGGAAUAUUCAAAGUAAUAAAAUCAUGAAUAUUUUUUACGAAGUUUUUAAAAUAGCUCGUUUUAAGGUUAGCUUUGAAUAGACAAUGUCGUGACUUGAAUCACGUUUUCCCCAUCUGGCCAGUCGGCUUAUUUUUACUGAUGACUGAGGUUCUGGUGACACGCAGGCUACUUCAUUUUCCUCUGUGGUCAAACUCAUGGGUCACACACCGGGGUUGAGAUAAAGCUGGCUGUUAUCUCAACACCAUGAAUUCACUUGUCAUUUCACAUCCUCAUUAGGAACUUAGACGGUUGCAGUAUCACAUUCCAGCUGCAAAACUUCCAUUUAUUAACAAAAAUAAGAAGCACGUUAACCAUUCCUCAUAGCAUGACUCCUUCAAAUAAAGGGCAAAGUAAAUAAAUUUUAUAAAUUGACUUGAGUAUGUUAAGUCUUGUUUAAAACAUUUUUUUUUUUUUACUCAACUUUUGCAAAUUAAACCAUUGUAGCUUACCUGUAAUAUACAUAGUAGUUUACCCGGAAAAGUUGUAAAAAUAUUGCUUUAACCCAACACUGUAAAUAUCUCAGAUAAACAUUAUAUUCUUUGUAUAUAAACUUUACAUCUUGUUUUA